AUGCGCCUUUCCUUUUACUCGGUAUCCGCCUGUACCCUGGCAUCUGCUGUCAUUGCUUCAGCUUCAUCUUCGAUAUUUAAUGUCGCGAAUUUCGAAUCGAAUGACAUUAUCUACCGAGAUGUGGCUGUCAUCGGCGGCGGCUCGGCAGGCACAUACUCCGCCAUCAGUCUGAAGGACAAAGGAAAAUCGGUCAUUGUUGUCGAGAAGAAAGGCAGACUAGGUGGCCAUGCAGAGACUUACCUUGAUCCUGUGACCGGCACUCCGGUAGAUAUGGGAGUCCUGGUCUUCCACAACAUCACUGUGGUCAAGGACUACUUCAAUCGAUUUGAGAUCCCCUUGAAUAAGGCGGACGAGUUUUUGACAUCCGAGUUCUACUACGACUUUCGCACUGGAAGACCAGUCUCUCCAACAUUUACUCCAUCGGCAGAGGAUGUAUCCGCAGCUUUUGCAGCCUAUAUGGCCCAGUACUCAAAAUACCCUGGUCUGAUCAAUGGGACAAUGCUUCCGAGUCCCGUGCCCGAAGAACUGUACAUGCCGUUUGGAAAAUUCGUGGAGAAGUACGGAACCCAAGCAGCUAUCCCUUCCAUGUACUACUUCAAUCCGGGCGUCGGUGAUAUCUUGUCAAACCCGGUCAUCGAACAAUUCCGAUACUGGUCGUCGUAUAUGGUCGGGUCUGUCGCGACCGACUUUCUAGGUCCCGUCCGCCGCAAUGUCAGCGAACUUUACACCAGAGCCGAAGCAGAGCUGUCUUCCUCCUCCAGCCUUCUCCUUUCAUCUGAGGUUGUUCACGCCCACCGUGCUGAAGGUGAAUCGGCUAUUAAGCUCGUUGUCCGCACCCCAAGCGGCCCCAAGCUCAUCAUCGUCAAGAAGUUGGUUAUCGCCUUCCCCCCGAAGCUCGAUUUUCUGGCCCCGUUCGACCUCAGUGCCACUGAGAAAACCCUCUUCAGCAAGUACAUCGAUACAGGCUACUACGUCGGUCUCGUAAAAAACUCAGGCUUGCCCAAAAAUGCCAGCAUCUCCAACGCAGCCCAAUAUCAUACCGAAUUCACUUUUCCAUAUCUACCAGCAGCGUACAGCUUCGCGCCCUCAGCGAUCCCCGGUCUGCAGUUGGUCACCUACGCCACGGGCCAGACUUCCAAGUCGUUGCCUUUGUCCGAUGAGGCUGUGAAGACGAACAUUAUUAAUACCAUCAAGAGGAUCCAGAAACAGAACCCAGACAGGUUCACCACAACCGAGCCGGAAUUCGUAGUAUUCGCUUCGCAUGCCCCGUAUAACCUCCAGGUGCGUUCUGAGGAUAUCAGGGACGGGUUCUAUGAAAAGCUGUACACUUUGCAAGGUCAAAGAAAUACGCACUGGACUGGAGCUGCAUGGAAGGGUGAGGACAGCAGUUUGCUUUGGAAAUACUCAGAGGAGAUUGUGGUGCCACAGGUGAUGGAGGGGCUGUGA
This is a messenger RNA of Penicillium atrosanguineum, 1446 nucleotides long. RefSeq lists its product as uncharacterized. The transcript has a single exon. Lineage: Eukaryota; Fungi; Ascomycota; Eurotiomycetes; Eurotiales; Aspergillaceae. Bases 1 to 1446 code for a protein of 481 amino acids. The record is from RefSeq and is a predicted model, not a curated record.